CUGACCUCCCGUCCACAAUCUCCUAGCGAAGAUGCUACUACGGCUGCGACUGGCCCUACGCCGCCCUGCCUUCGCCUUCUGGGGAGCCCGUAGCUGCUCCUCCUGCUCUGCCCCACGACCCUUUCCCACAACCCUCGACUCGACUGCCGCUGCCGCCGCCCCGCCCAAACCCCCCGCCGACCACCGCGAGCUCGCGCAGCAACAGAACCUCUUCACCACCUCGCUCUACAGCCCCGGCUCGCCCCUACUGCUGCCCAAUGGCUCUGCCAUCUUCAACAAGCUGGCCAACUUCCUGCGCGCGCAGUACCCGCUCUUCGGCUUCCGCGAGGUCAUCACCCCCACCAUCUACAAAAAGUCGCUGUGGGAGAAGUCGGGCCAUUGGGAAAACUAUGCCAGCGACAUGUUCUCGGUGCAGGGGCGCGACAAGUCCAAGGCCGAAGUCGAGUCCAUGACGCCCGAAGAGUUCGGCCUCAAGCCCAUGAACUGCCCGGGCCACUGCCUGCUGUUCGCGAGCGAGAAGCGCAGCUACCGCGACCUGCCCGUCCGGUACGCCGACUUCAGCGCGCUGCACCGCAACGAGGGCUCUGGCGCGCUGUCGGGGCUGACGCGCGUGCGCCGCUUCCACCAGGACGACGGGCACAUAUUCUGCCGGCCGUCGCAGAUCCAGGCCGAGAUUCGCCGCACGCUCGACUUCGUGGCCAUGGUGUACGGGACGUUUGGGCUGGGGCCGUACAAGCUGAUGCUGUCGACGCGGCCGGAGGAGCACUACAUCGGGACGGCCGAGGAGUGGGCGCGGGCCGAAGGGCAGCUGAAGGCGGCGCUGGACCAGAGCGGGCGCGAGUGGGCCAUCAACGAGGGCGAUGGCGCCUUCUACGGGCCCAAGAUCGACAUCAUCCUCAAGGACAGCGACGGCAAGGAGCACCAGACGGCGACGAUCCAGCUGGACUUCCAGCUGCCGCAGCGCUUCGAGCUGGGCUACACGGCGCCGGCGCCGGAGCUGGAGCAACGUGGUGAAGAGACGACGGACCCGGCGCUGCUGGCUCACUCCGGGCUCGUCACGCCCGUCAUCAUCCACCGCGCCAUCCUCGGCUCACUAGAGCGCUUCCUCGCCCUCCUCAUCGAGCACUACGACGGGCACUACCCCUUCUGGCUCGCGCCGCGGCAAGCCAUCAUCCUCUCCCUCUCCGACAACCCCACCCUAACGCAGCACUGCCACCGCCUGGCCGCGUAUCUGAGCGGCGCGCAACCGACGCGCGACCCGGAGACGGGUACGCUGCGGCCGGCCCCGAUGGGCCGCCCCGCCGUCCAGGUCGACCUGGACCUCUCGCCGCGCCACCUCAACAAGAAGAUCCGCGAGGCGAAGCAGAAGGGCUACAACCACAUUCUGGUCGUCGGCGACAAGGAGAUGAACGCCGCUGCGGCGGACGGUGGCGCCGACGCGUGGGGCACGGCCAAUCUGACGUUUUGGAGCCAGCCGAACAUGGAUGCUUCGAGGCGCGUGUUGGAGGUGGCGCGGGGCACGCUUGCGCAGAGCACUGAGGCGGCGGGCGAUAAGACCGCGUCGUCAUCGUCGUCAGUCAAGGCGAAUGUGCGCGAUCUCAAGCGCUAUUUUGAGGGCUUGUUGGAUGCGUAUUUGUAGGCACGAGCGGGUUUGGGGGGUUUUUGCUUGCUUUGUGCUGCACUGCGACGCGUUGCGUUGCAUUACAUUGCUUUGUACUAUAGUGAUGGGGAAGGGGGGAAGAAGUAGAAUAAGAGGGCCAUCAAAAGGGAAAGGUAUCGAGGGCAAUGGGUGUGUAAAAAGGGCUAAGAGAGGAAAAAGGGAAACAUCUACUGCGCGC
This is a messenger RNA of Aplosporella prunicola CBS 121167, 1838 nucleotides long. RefSeq lists its product as uncharacterized. Lineage: Eukaryota; Fungi; Ascomycota; Dothideomycetes; Botryosphaeriales; Aplosporellaceae. The record is from RefSeq and is a predicted model, not a curated record. Gene Ontology annotation, biological process: threonyl-tRNA aminoacylation. The transcript has a single exon. Gene Ontology annotation, molecular function: ATP binding; threonine-tRNA ligase activity. Gene Ontology annotation, cellular component: cytoplasm. Bases 32 to 1639 code for a protein of 535 amino acids.